Molecule: messenger RNA, 852 nt
Organism: Sphaeroforma arctica JP610
Lineage: Eukaryota; Ichthyosporea; Ichthyophonida
Exons: 5
Coding region: 1-852 (283 amino acids)
Source: RefSeq, a predicted model, not a curated record
AUGACUUCACCUGAUUUUCCCACUAGAGGAGCAAUGUUCCAUCUCUUGGCCGGGAUCAUCAUGCUGGUGCUUAUCAUUGUGGUGUAUGUGGUGUUGUUCGCCUUACACUUCAUCAUUGCCAACCACACUGGGCCGGGUAUAGCGUGGCAUGUGGGUGACACCAAGUACAUGCAGACCAUCAUUGGUACUCCCGAGUACGAGGAGAUGGAUCCUGCCUUUGUACAUCAACAGCCUUCAGUGCUCGACAAAGUCUGGUACAUACACAAGGUGAUGUUCGACGCCAACAGAGGGAUCACUGUGGAUCACCCGUGGUCGUCCAAGUGGUACUCGUGGCCGUUUGAUGUCAAGGGUCUCAUGUUCUGGGUGCAGAACAACCACAUGGUGUAUCAACUCGGCAACCCGUUCGUAUGGUGGGGCAGUACGCUCAUGAUACUUUUGUCCAUUCUGUACUCGAUCCACAACACCCCAUUCUACACGGAUCCUCCUCAAGUUUUGACUUCGAGGAAAAAGAUGAAUCAGUAUCAAGCGCGACUUCCCUAUAUUGAGCGUGCCAAGUAUGAGGUUGCCUGGUUGUUGUUCGGCUAUUUCUGCAACCUACUUCCGUAUGUUGGGGUCACUCGUGCGUGUUGGUUGUAUCACUACGUACCGGCACUUUUCUUUGGCGAAUUGGCCGGCUGCCUAUGGCUGGAUCAGUUACUGCGACGCUCAGGGAAUGUGCGUCGCUUCACGACUAUUAGCGUAUCGGUUGUGCUGUGUGUUUACGGAUGGUGGAGGUUCCGUGCUUUCACCUAUGCCAUGCACUACACUGAUGACGAGCUUGAUGAGAUGCGUUGGUUGAGCACAUGGAAUUAG